This is a messenger RNA of Coprinopsis cinerea okayama7#130, 1689 nucleotides long. Its product is annotated as lipase I. The transcript is spliced from 16 exons. The coding region runs from base 1 to 1689 and encodes 562 amino acids. The record is from RefSeq and is a predicted model, not a curated record. Lineage: Eukaryota; Fungi; Basidiomycota; Agaricomycetes; Agaricales; Psathyrellaceae.
AUGUUUGGCCCAGCUACACCUUCACUGUUCGCACCUCGAGUCCCGAUUCGCUUCCGACCAUCGGUUUUGAGACACGACAAUAAUACGGCAUUGAAGUCGCCAGAGAGCUUCUCGAGGAACUUCUAUGGCCUGGCAGCUCCCGAAUUCAAGAUUGGCGGCACGACCGUCGUUGGUCGCGACGUGACCGAGAGAAACGUCGAAUUCUUUGGCAGCAUCCCAUUCACUGAGCCCCCAGUUGGGAAGUUGAGGUUCAAGCCUCCGGUUUUGAAGACGAGACUCGAUACAGAUACAUUCAAUGCGACGCAAUACGGAAAGACAUGCCUGCAACCGGACUUUUCUGGGCCUCCGAAGGACAUAUCUGAAGACUGUUUGUUCAUCAAUAUUUAUCGUCCUGCUGGCACACGGCCAAAGGCAAAAUUGCCAAUCUAUGAUGCCAGCUCUUUUGGGUAUAUGGAGGGGGUUUCUUCGUCGGGGAGGCGAAUUCAUACGACGGCAGUGGCUUGGGUACUCCGGUUAUUUACGUCAAUUUCAACUAUCGCCUUGGACCAUUCGGCUAUCCACAAGGUCAAGAAGCCCAAGAUGAAAGAGUACUCAACCUGGGUCUUGAGGAUAUUGUGGCUGCCCUGGAAUGGCUCCACGCAAACGCAGACACUUUUGGCGGUGAUGCGAGCAAACGCCGGCUCUAUCAACAUAGGAACCCUACUGCUCAACCGGAAAGUCGAGAAACUGAUCCGAGGUGCUAUCCUCGAAUCUGGUACAGCCAGCUGUCUUUCCGCUGUCCCAGCUGCCGAAAAGAACACGCUUUGGGAGUCCUUCGUUCGUAGCGUCCCCUCUUGCGCAGGUGUGGCGGCGAGUGGCAAGACACUCCCUUGCCUACAAGACGCUACGGAAGAUGAAAUCUUGACCAGCUACCUCAAGUUCAUCAACACUGAUUUCUUGGCUAGCGGUCUCGCUUGGGUCCCUACUCUGGAUCUGGGUCCCGGUAGUCUCUUCCCCGGUGUACCUUCAGAACUGUACAGAAAGGGUAAAUUUGCCAGGAUUCCAUUCAUUGCAGGGACCACUCUCGAUGAGGGGACAUCGCUCGCUGGCCAGUUCCGUAACCCCAAUACCACUGAAGAAGCUCUUCGAAGGUAUAUAUCAGGGAUGAUUUCUCCCUUGGUCGCGCCAUCCCGUGCCGCCAGAGUCUCAGAUCGUAUCUUGGAAUUGUAUCCUGAUGUACCAGCCCUCGGAUCCCCCUACGGUACUGGCGACGAGCUGUGGGGACUUCCUUCGAUCUAUAAACGUGCAUCUUCUUUGCAGGGUGAUAUGGGCUUCGACGCACCCCGACGACAGUGGUCCCAAGCUGCAGCCAGCCAUGGGCACCGGGCAUAUGGUUAUUUAUUCACCCAACCCCAACCCGGUGACCCUGCAGUUGGUGUCACUCAUGGAACGGAGAUCCCUUGGAUGUAUGGGGGACCACCAGAUCCGUCUCCUUCUGCGCAACAGUUUAGUAAAAUCAUGAUGGACUACUGGAUCUCUUUUGCAGUCAGCCUGGAUCCAAACGAUGGCAAGGGCUCUGAACGUCCUAUUUGGCCCGAGUAUACCAAGAAGGAGCCGCUUGAAGGUGGAAACACGACGGCCAUCCCCGAUAACUAUAGGAAGGAGCCGAUUGGGUUUAUUAUUAGGAAUACGGCGGUUUUCAGGAGGUGA